Messenger RNA from Tuber melanosporum (Perigord truffle), 511 nucleotides. RefSeq lists its product as uncharacterized. The coding region runs from base 77 to 463 and encodes 128 amino acids. The transcript has 3 exons. Lineage: Eukaryota; Fungi; Ascomycota; Pezizomycetes; Pezizales; Tuberaceae. The record is from RefSeq and is a predicted model, not a curated record.
AAGCGCUCAAACCACCAUCCCAUCACCAAAUCAAACCAAACUUCCACCCCAUCAUCACAUAAUAUCACAACCGCUAAUGGUCCAAGACCUCCCGCCAAUCGGCGGCUACGCCCCAAUCCAAUACAAACGCAAUAUCCCUGCCAGGGGCCUCCGUCCAGCAUAUUACCUCGCUGGCGUCCUAGGAAUCUGCACAUUCGGGUUUUAUAAGUGGGCCCAGAGUAUCCGAGAGCUAAAUGAACUCGCCCGCGAGAAAGUCUGGGCGAGACUGCAUUUAAUCCCAUUACUCGAGGCGGAGAAUGAUCGUGAUUUGGUCCGUAGACAGAUUGCUGACGCGGAGCGCGAGAGGGCACUUAUGGGCGAUGUUAAAGGGUGGAAAAUGGGGAGCGUGUAUAAUUCGAAUAAGAUCAUUACGCCUAGGUAUGGGUACGGGCCUGAUGAGGAGUUGAGGGAGAAGCCUACUUAGGUGUUUCACGAAGUAAUUGAGGGAUAGUUCGGUUUCUACUGUACAAAA